GCAGGUUCCUGGUGACUGCGCGUCCGGUUGCGUCAUGGCCAGAGCCGGAUUCUGUGAUUCCAGGGCGCUGCUGGACCGCAAGACAGAAGAAACGCGAAUCCCUUUGCGCACGUGGGCGAACGCAUGCGCUGUGCGGGAGCGCGGGGUACUGAGUGAAGGAAAAGAGCAGAAACAGCAGCACAACGCGGACAGUACAGAGCACGGAUGGGUCCAGCGGUUGCCAUUAUUUGCAGACGAUGGAAUCAUUAUGGAGUUUGCUCAGCAGAGUGGAUCAGUUCCCGCAGUGGAACAUUAUGAGGAAGAGGCGGUGUUGAAUCACCUGCAUGGUCUCCAGCUUGCACCCACUCUAAGAGAUCUAGUUCCUGAACUCGUGUGCAGAGAGAUAGAAGUGGCAAUGAGUAAACUCGGGCUGCUUUACGACUGCACAUACACAUGGGAUAUUUUUUCUGAUAUGAUGAGGAGUCAGCAGAAUCUUGCUCUGUUGAGCAGCGAACUGCCAAAGCCAUUUACGGAAACAACGCGUGCUAUUUUGGUGGACUGGCUCAUUCAGGUUCAUGAAGCAUUUAACUUCUCGGAGGAGACGCUUUAUUUAGCAGUGCACCUGUUGAACCGUGUGCUCCAGCAGAUCAAAAUCUCCAUCUCCAGUUUACAGCUGCUCGGUGUUGUCUGUCUGUUUCUUGCUGCAAAAAAAGAGGAGUGCCUGCUCCCAGAGGUAUCUGAGCUGUGCUACUUGAUGGCAAACACCUACAGCAAGAAGCAGUUUUUGCGGAUGGAGCGCAGGGUUUUGUGCACACUGAAGUUUAAUCUGUCUCACACGCCACCCAUUCACUUCCUGCUACUGUCUGCAUACAUUGCACGCUGUGGCGAGAAGGUGAUCUGCAUGGCACGGUAUCUGUUGGAGCUCUCUCUCCUUGAGGCGAAGUGUGUAUGUUUUUUCCCAGUUCAGCUUGCUGCUGCUGCUCUGCGUCUGGCACGCCAUCUCAUUCAGGAACCACACACACCUGAGAGUGAGGCGGCCUGGUGUAUCGCAUCUACUAUAUACCUGGGCAGCGAAGCAACACUCUUCACAAUCAUGCACAUCAUGGCCACUGCUGCAGUGCGAGCUCGCAACCAAGAAACUCGAGCGACCUUUGUGAAAUUCUCGACAAAGGAGACGCUGUAUGUGAGCCUGCAUCCGGCACUGAAGAGUGCUCCCUGUCUACUGAGCCUACAGACCUGAAAAUUGGUAUUAAGAGUAGUCUGUAACAAUGCAUCUUGUUACUCUUUUAGGUUAUCUUGUCCAGUUUGUCAAAAAAAAAAAUUUAAAUUUGUUUGUAACCAUUUUAAAUAUUUGAAUUAAAAGUGUCUGUUUGGAAAAUGAAAAUUUCAGCCUCUUUAUGGAGGGCCAUUCCUGUGGUGCUUUGUUUGUGGGGGAGAAAAUAAAACUGCAAAAACCCCCACUUUUCAGUGUAAUUCUGUUGUAACUAGUCCCAAUACUUUUUUAAAAAGUUUGUUUUAUGGCCAGAGUAUGUGGAUGCCUGACCAUCAUAUCUAUAUGUGGGUCUCCCCCCAAACUGUUGCCAUAAAGUAUGAAGCACACAACUGUUAAGUCUUUGUCUGCUAUAGAACUAGCUUUUAGUACCUUUUUAGAAGAAGCCUUUCACACAUACGCUUAAGCCCACAGUGAAAUUUAACCCAUCUGAAGCAGUGAACACACAUGUGCAUGCAAAGUGAGCAAUGAGCAUGCCCAGAGCAGUGGGCAGCUAUACUACAGCAGCCAGGGAGCAGUUGUGGAUUAGGUGCCCUUGCUCAAGGGCACUUCAGCCCAACCUCAGGCUGUGGCUGUCCCAUAUAUGAGGUGUGUGUGUGUGUGUGGUUUUUUUAUAUAAAAUUUUAUAUAAAAUCCUUUGUCACGUGUACACUCGGAGUGAAAUUUAUCCUUUGCAUUUAACCCCUCUGAAGAAGUGAAUGUACAAGUGACCAAUGAACACACUCAUACCCAGAGCAGUGGGCAGCUAUACUACAGCACCCAGGGAGUAGUUGGGGAUUAGGUGCCUUGCUCAAGGGCACUUCAGCCCAAGGCUGCCCCAUGUUAACCUAACUGCAUACCUUUGAAUUGGGGGGGGGGGAUAUACUUUUUAAAAAGCAAAUUUAAAUAGUGCUGGAUAAAAAUCUUUGUCCAAUAAAGAUACAAAUUUUGUUGUCCCAUGGUCAAGUAUUUGAGAUGUGUUGCACUGCACUUAAGAUCGGGUACCCAGACCUGCCUACCCCUAAAUGCACCAUUGUGGGUCUAACUCAAUCACUUUGUGUAAUUUCCAACUGUUUGUGUGUAAUCAGAACUCAUUAUUAUGACCAAGUGUUA
Messenger RNA from Neoarius graeffei (lesser salmon catfish), 2341 nucleotides. It is a transcript of the gene ccnp, whose product is annotated as cyclin P. The transcript has 9 exons. Gene Ontology annotation, molecular function: cyclin-dependent protein serine/threonine kinase regulator activity. Bases 35 to 1219 code for a protein of 394 amino acids. NCBI's taxonomy places the organism in Eukaryota, Metazoa, Chordata, Actinopteri, Siluriformes, Ariidae. The record is from RefSeq and is a predicted model, not a curated record. Gene Ontology annotation, cellular component: nucleus; centrosome; cyclin-dependent protein kinase holoenzyme complex. Gene Ontology annotation, biological process: regulation of cyclin-dependent protein serine/threonine kinase activity; mitotic cell cycle phase transition.